CACCUGUCUGGGCCUGUUCUCUGCUAGGGCUGGUGGUGGCAGCCCAGCCCUUGUGUGGGUGCGAGGCCUGUGGCCUGCUGCGGCCUGCCUUCCCCGAGUCCUUCAGGCUGCUCUGAAACUGCUUGGGAAGGACCCUCCCUGGGGACCAAUGACGCAUGGCCUCGGAGCAGCAAUCCUGGUUUGGGAAGGGAGGGGCCUGAGCCAGAUGUAUUGUGUACGGCUGGCAUCAGACACGUGGGGAGGGGGGCAGGUUCCCACUCCUGGCCUGUGGCCUGAUCUCGGAACCUGGCUGCCAGCUUUUCCCUGGGCCGGCAGAGAGGGCCAGCAGUUGGCCGCUCAGGCUCUGAGCUGGCUGGGCACAGUGUGUUGGUUGGGGUGACAGGGGCCCCUUAGGGGCCUUGCGUGGGAGGGCUGAGGGCACUGCCUGCUCAUGUUCCCCUGGAGAGCAGUGCUGCACGGCCCCCAGCCCUGGGUGGCAUGGGGUCAGGUCACCUUCCCUCCCCGCUGGACAACCACUUGGUCAGGCCUGUGUCACAGGGGCCAGCCCGUCCUGAGCAUUGGUGGUGGGAGGGGCGUCCACUGGGAGAGGGCCAGGGCUAGGCUGCUGGUUAAAUUUAGUGUGGGGGCCUGUGCCGCUGCCCAAGGUCCACCUGCCACCGGGGCUGCCACUUGAGCCCUGCUGCCAGGGGGUGGGCGGGGCUGGGCCCAUAUUAGCCUGUACUCUGCCCCGAGGGCCAGAAGGACAGGCCUGUGUGCUGGAAGGCUGAAGUAACAGCAGAGCAGAAAGGUGCAAGCAGCGACUAGAAAGCAGAGCAGAGGUCACCUAGCCUGAGGUGUGGUCCAAGGGCAGCCCCAGGCUGGCCUGGUGAGAGGGCGAAGAGUUGCAGGGUCAUGGCCUCGAGGGCAGGAGAGCACAGCCAGGCUGCAACGAACCGGCCAAAGGAGAAGGUGCUGACGCUGGACACCAUGAACCCACGUGUUAAGAGGGUGGAGUAUGCUGUUCGAGGCCCCAUUGUGCUGCGUGCCCUGGAGCUGGAGCAGGAGCUGCGCCAGGGUGUGAAGAAGCCCUUCACUGAGGUCAUCCGUGCCAACAUCGGAGACGCACAAGCCAUGGGCCAGAAACCUAUCACCUUCCUGCGCCAGGUCCUGGCUCUCUGCAUCCACCCUGACCUCCUGAACAGCCCCGAUUUCCCCGAAGAUACCAAGAGAAGGGCGAAGAGCAUCUUGCAGGCUUGUGGGGGCCACAGUCUAGGGGCCUACAGCACCAGCUCCGGAGUCCAGCUGAUCCGAGAGGAUGUGGCUCGGUACAUCCAGCGGCGUGAUGGAGGCAUACCCGCGGACCCCAACAACAUCUUCCUCUCCACGGGGGCCAGUGACGCCAUCGUGACAGUGCUGAAGUUGCUGGUGUCCGGCGAGGGUCGCACGCGCACGGGCGUGCUCAUCCCCGUCCCUCAGUACCCGCUCUACUCGGCCGCGUUGGCAGAGCUCGACGCUGUGCAGGUGGACUACUACCUGGACGAGGAGCGCGUCUGGGCGCUGGACGUGGCGGAACUGCGGCGCGCGCUGCACCAGGCGUGCGACCACUGCCGCCCGCGCGCGCUCUGCAUUAUCAACCCGGGCAACCCCACCGGGCAGGUGCAGACCCGCGAGUGCAUCGAGGCCGUGAUCCGCUUCGCCUUCGAGGAGCAGCUCUUCCUGAUGGCUGAUGAGGUGUACCAGGACAACGUGUACGCCGAAGGCUCUCAGUUCCACUCGUUUAAGAAGGUGCUCAUUGAGAUGGGGCCUCCGUACGCGACGCAGCAGGAACUCGCUUCCUUCCACUCAGUCUCCAAGGGCUACAUGGGCGAGUGCGGUUUCCGCGGCGGCUACGUGGAGGUGGUGAACAUGGAUGCGGCGGUGCAGCAGCAGAUGCAGAAGCUGAUGAGCGUGCGGCUGUGCCCGCCCCUGCCCGGCCAGGUCGUGCUUGACAUGGUGGUCAGCCCGCCUGCACCCUCGGACCCCUCCUUCAGACAGUUCCAGGCGGAGAGGCAGGCGGUGCUGGCCGAGCUGGCUGCCAAGGCCAAGCUCACCGAGCAGGUCUUCAACGAGGCUCCUGGCAUCCGCUGCAACCCGGUGCAGGGCGCCAUGUACUCCUUCCCGCGCAUACAGCUUCCUCCGCGCGCGGUUCAGCGCGCCGAGGAGCUGGGCCUGGCGCCCGACAUGUUCUUCUGCAUGAGCCUGCUGGAGGAGACGGGCAUUUGCGUCGUGCCGGGCAGCGGCUUUGGGCAGCGGGAAGGCACCUACCACUUCCGGAUGACCAUCCUGCCCUCCAUGGAGAAGCUGCGUCCCCUUUUGGAAAAGCUGAGCCAGUUCCACUCCAAGUUCACCCGUGAAUACUCCUGAGUACUGCUGGGGACCAGGCCUGGCGGCCCUAGACUGACAGCGCCCUGGGGCCUGAGGGUCUCGCUGCCCGUGGGGCUGGGCCCCUGCCUCCCUGCAGGCCUCUAAUAAAGCUGAGCGUGUGGCUGCUUGGA
Messenger RNA from Artibeus jamaicensis (Jamaican fruit-eating bat), 2513 nucleotides. RefSeq names its product glutamic--pyruvic transaminase (gene GPT). Bases 892 to 2382 code for a protein of 496 amino acids. Gene Ontology annotation, biological process: biosynthetic process. The record is from RefSeq and is a predicted model, not a curated record. Gene Ontology annotation, molecular function: L-alanine:2-oxoglutarate transaminase activity; pyridoxal phosphate binding. The transcript is spliced from 13 exons. Lineage: Eukaryota; Metazoa; Chordata; Mammalia; Chiroptera; Phyllostomidae.